AUGGGCGACUCCAAUAAAGUAGAAUUCUUGAAUUUCAUCGGCGAUGCCAUCGUCAAUCUGGAGUGCUGGGGCUCUCGUAAAGGCGCCCCACGUCGCCAUGAACUGAUUCGCAAGGUAAAAGAAUUGGCUGAUAAGAUGCUAAAUUAUUCUACCUCGCUUCCACCGGGUGAGGUUGCAACCGCUUGCGAGAAGGUUGCUCGUUUCCUUAUGAUCAUUAGGGUCAAGAUUAUGAAAGCAGUGCUCACAGAAAGGAUCAAGUUCUAUCUGAGAAGGGCUUUCCAUUUCUGCGCCCAUAUCUUGUCUGAAGAUCUUCCAGUGGAUUACUCGAGCUGUCCUUGUUGUUGCAAGAAAUGCGGCAAGAAAGGUACUAAAAACCAUGGGGCCGAGACGAGCAAUACGGUAGAGACGAGCAAUGCGACAGAGACGAGCAAUGCGACAGAGACGAGCAAUGCGACAGAGACGAGCAAUGCGACAGAGACGAGCAAUGCGAUAGAAGCCAGCAAUGUGGUAGAGACCAGCAACGAGGCAGAGGAGAGCAGUGCAGUGGAGGAGAGCAGUGAAGUGGAGGAGAGCAGUGCGGCAAGUAAGUAG
Penicillium brasilianum is the source of this 591-nucleotide messenger RNA. The record is from the annotation of a GenBank genome assembly. Lineage: Eukaryota; Fungi; Ascomycota; Eurotiomycetes; Eurotiales; Aspergillaceae.